AUGGAUACCACGCGGUCAAUGAAUCUCGAGAAAUUUGAUGGAAAUAAUUUUCGCCAGUGGAAAUUCCAGAUAAAAUGCGCUUUAAAGGCAAAAGGAAUUGAUAUCACAGUGCCAAGAACGGAACAAAACAGUGCUGAAUGGUCGAAAAAUGAUGGUAUGGCAAUGUUCAUCAUGACUUCGUCAAUGGAUUUCAAACAAAUAACAUUAAUAGAGAAUUGUGAGACUGCCAAGGAAAUAAUGACAAAACUUGAAUCAGUAUACGAACAAAAGAGUGAGUUGUGUAAAAUGCUAGUCCAUGAAAAGUUUUAUCAGUAUAAAAUGUUGCCGGGUGACAGUGUAGCUCAACAUAUCUCAAAGGUGGAAUCCCUGGCUAAACAACUAAAAGAGAGUGGUGAGACUGUCAGUGACAUGGCCAUCAUAACAAAAAUUUUAGGAACAUUGCCACCUAAGUACAGAUCACUGCGCCAAGCGUGGAUGUCAUUGGAUUCAAAACAACAGACUAUUGUGAAUUUAACUGCUCGCCUCUUAGAUGAAGAAGCAAGUUUAGUAGGCGAAGAAGAACAAGAAACAGCUCUCCUUGUUGCUAAUAAAGGAUGGAAGUUGAAAUCAAAACAAAGUGAGCCGAUGCAAAGUAGAGUAAAUCAAAAUAAAAAUACCAAACACAGGUUUGAAUGUUAUAACUUUGGAAAGCGAGGACACUUUGCUAGAGAAUGUCGUGCUCCAAGAAAAUUUAAGUCAAGAAAACCUCAACAAGAAGGUGCAGAUAUGUUAGCGUUUUAUGUAGAGAAUAACGCGUCUAGCACAGAAGAGAAUACUUGGAUUCUAGACAGUGGAGCCUCUGCACAUAUGACUUAUAGAAAGGAAUUCUUUAUGGAACUGGUUGAAUGCAGUCAGAAGAUAUUAACUUUAGGAAACAAACAGUCUGUAGAAGUGUGUGGCAUUGGUAAAGUGUUGAUAAAAAGAUAUAUAAAUGGACAGUGGGAAUCCAGUGAACUACUUGAUGUGUUGUAUGUCCCAAGUCUGCGAAGAAACUUAUUCUCAGAAGGUGCCAUAAUAAGAAGAGAUUACACUAUUAUAAAGAAAGAUUCAAUUGCAGUGAUCUAUAAAGAUAAUCAAGUGGUUAUGAGUGCCAGGAUCAGAGAAAAUAAUUUAUAUGAGCUUAAUAUAAAAGCAAUCACUCCAGAUACUUGCAACUUGGUCCAGAAUAAUCAAAGUGAUAUCAAAAUGUGGCAUGAGUGA
Molecule: messenger RNA, 1239 nt
Organism: Parnassius mnemosyne (clouded apollo)
Lineage: Eukaryota; Metazoa; Arthropoda; Insecta; Lepidoptera; Papilionidae
Source: the annotation of a GenBank genome assembly